Molecule: messenger RNA, 393 nt
Organism: Opisthorchis viverrini
Lineage: Eukaryota; Metazoa; Platyhelminthes; Trematoda; Opisthorchiida; Opisthorchiidae
Exons: 3
Coding region: 1-393 (130 amino acids)
Source: RefSeq, a predicted model, not a curated record
AUGUCGCAUCGUGACAUGUUAGUCCAAUGUCUUCAUAUGAGAUCCGUAGCCGCAUUGCAGGACAAACAGAAGUUUUUGCGUUCUCCGGGCCUCACAUAUACUCUAAUAACAAUAAAACAAAGUAAUCGUUCAGCUGUAGAGCCUUUUCGGUGCCUAGCUGCCAUGCUACCCGAAGGAAGCACGAGGGCUGGGAUACUGCCAGGUUGCCCAAGCCUAGGUGAAGUCGAGAGGCAGAGGUCGGGGUCGAACCACGGACCUUCCGCUCCAGCAUUGGCAACUGAUUCUGCUGUUCCAUAUCAAGCCACAUGGUCUGAAACUCCGGAAUACAUACUCCAUGUAACUACCGCAGCCAGUCGUGAUCAACCGCCGUAUCGCGUGGAGGCGCAUGAAUAA